This is a messenger RNA of Halteromyces radiatus, 198 nucleotides long. RefSeq names its product heavy metal-associated domain-containing protein. NCBI's taxonomy places the organism in Eukaryota, Fungi, Mucoromycota, Mucoromycetes, Mucorales, Cunninghamellaceae. The coding region runs from base 1 to 198 and encodes 65 amino acids. The transcript has 3 exons. The record is from RefSeq and is a predicted model, not a curated record. Gene Ontology annotation, molecular function: metal ion binding; copper chaperone activity. Gene Ontology annotation, biological process: copper ion transport. Gene Ontology annotation, cellular component: cytosol.
AUGGCUCAAUAUACUUUUACUGUUGAAAUGGCUUGCAGUGGAUGUUCUAAUGCUGUGAAGCGUGCCUUGACUAAACUUGAAGGUGUGGACAAUAUUGAUAUUGAUUUGGAAAAACAAACUGUGGUUGUGGACACAAAUCUACCUCGUGAAUCUGUUUUGGAAACCAUCAAGAAAACUGGCAAAACAGUCAAGGAAUAA